UCCCCCGGGGCUCGGCGAGCUCCGGUUCCGCCCGGGCGCCGAGCGGUUCCCGGCUCUGCCGGGGUUACAGGUGUUUGUCGGCGUUGCUCGGUCACGGGAGCGGAGCCGUGACCCUCGGCUGCGUUCCCAGCUCCCGCCGCUCGCUGCCUGACCUUGGGCGGGGCUCGCUCUCGCUCUCCAUGUGCUCGGGCUGCACGUGUGCCGCUCUCCCGCAGCAGCCCGGGGCUCCCGGCGCAUGGAGGAGCUGGAGGAACGGAAACGCAAAGUGAGGCUCGGGAAGGACGCUGCCCUUGCAGCGAGGAACAGAGCCAGGGCUCCGUUUCCUCGCGGUGGCUUUGAGGCGACGGCACCGGCGGCAUUUCGCAAAAGCGCCUUGGGUUGGCAGGGCAGUGACACCUGUGACAGGACAGGAACGUGCCACCAGAUGAACGAAGAACUUCCGCGGCCGAGCUCUCCCGGCGGCUCCCGAGCCAAGAGCUGCGCGCGGGGAGGCACCAAAUGGUCUCUGUGAGCUGCCAGGACCCGCUGCCCGCCCUGAGCGGCCCUUCCCUGCCGGAGAGCUUGGCCAGUGCCCUGCGGUGCAGGAUGCCACCGUCCCUGCCGCCGGGGCACGGCCACCCCGAGGGCUCCGGGCACGUCCUGGCGGGCGGCGGCGCCGAGGAUGUCCCGCUCUCCAAGGCGGAGCCCCCCAAAGCCCAGCUCAGCAAGGCUCAGCUCAGGCUGCCCGAGUUCCGCCUCGCCCGGGACUUCGUCCCCACGCUGGAGGAGAUCGAGGAGUUCCUCAGGGAGAAGGCAGAGCUCCCCAGGGAUGAAGCGGGAGAUCCUCACCCCGCGGGGUGGAAGGUGGAGAGCAAAGCCGAGCUCGGCUCCGGGGCACGGCUCAUCCCCAGAGCGCCCCAAGGAGCAGGAGGACACGUCCCAAACAACAUCCCAAACGCUGCUGGUGACCGGGCAGUGGCUGCCGGCGGCAUUCCCGUUGUCCUGCAGCUCCAGCCUCUCCCGAUGGACAGCGUCACCCCUCCGGCACAGCCUGGGGGUGUCAGGGUGGCCCAGCUGCUGCUCAGCCUGCAGGGUCCAAACCUGCCGCUCCUCCCUCAGCUCCAGAGCCCCGGCGCCGUCCCGGACCAAAAGUUUGUCAGAAUUGCCCCGCUGCCGGUGGCCCCAGGCCCGGGGGACGCGCGGGAGGAGGGGGCAGUGCCCGGGUGCCAGCAGGGCUCCCCUCCCCUGCUCCGCACCCACCGCUGCUCCCACCCCGGCUGUGGGAAGGUUUAUUCCAAGAGCUCCCACCUGAAGGCUCAUUUCCGCCGGCACACCGGGGAGAAACCCUACACCUGUGCCUGGCCCAACUGCGGCUGGAGGUUCUCCCGCUCGGAUGAGCUCUCCCGCCACAAGCGCUCCCACUCCGGCCUCAAGCCCUACCAGUGCCCGGCCUGUGAGAAGAGGUUUGCCCGCAGUGACCACUUGGCCAAGCACCUGAAGAUCCACCGGGGCCAGCCCUGCAGCCCACGGACGCUUCCAGAGGGGAGCGGGAGUUAAUUCCUGCCACCCAUCCCUGCCAGGGAGGUGCCAGAGCCGGGGAAACGCUGCGGAAAGCGCUGCUGAGGAGGAGGGAACGACUCCUGAAGGAGCGACGGGAGACUCUGUCGUCCCUCUUUUCGAGGGUGGUGACGUUCCCCGGUUGUUUCUGCCCUUACUGUCCCUCUUUGAAAUACACGUGGUGGAAAUCAGCGUGGUUUUGGGGUGUGUGCGGGAAAGUUGGGGUCACGCUGUGAAACAGGGAUCGGGCGUUUUAGAACCCCAGAAUCCCAGAUGGUUUGGGUUGGGAGGGACCUUAAACCUCAUCCCACGGGCAGGGACACUUCCCACUACCCCAGGCUGCUCCAUCCCGGCCCUGGACUCUUCCAGGGAUCCAGGGGCAGCCACGGAUUCUCUGGGAAUUCCAUCCCAGCCCCUCAUCCUCCUGACAGGCAGGAAUUCCUUCCCCAAAUCCCACCCGUCCCUGCUCCCUGGAGCCAUUCCCUGUGUCCCUGUGUCCAUGGGGAUGGAUGGGGGUCUGCGCUGUGCAGCAGCUGCGGGGGCUGAAGCACAAAUCGACGCUUUCCAGCGCGGCUGUUUUGUCCCUACAUCUGCUUUAUUAUUAUUUUUUCUUUCUUUCUUUUUUGUGCUGGUGGUUUCCCACCUGGCUGGCCCCGGACACUGCGGUGUCCUCUGGCCGCUUGACGGGCACAGGAGACGGAUUUUGUGUGAGAGAGCAGCGCCAGCCGAGCCCUUCCCAGCACAGAGGACAUUUCCAAGGGGACACACCGCUGACGUCCCGCUCCUGUUUGCCUUUUGGUUAAUUAAAGGCCGGCUCCGAGCUUUUGCAAACAUCUGGGAGGGAGCGAGGGGUUUGUACAAACACGGCAUCGGCGUCAGGAGCUGCGGGAGGGCACGAGGCUGUGCCAGGCCGGCUUCUGGUGCCCGCGGGCUCCGAGCCGCGCUGGUGCC
Hirundo rustica (Barn swallow) is the source of this 2487-nucleotide messenger RNA. Its product is annotated as Krueppel-like factor 15. The transcript is spliced from 3 exons. The coding region runs from base 499 to 1536 and encodes 345 amino acids. Gene Ontology annotation, molecular function: DNA-binding transcription factor activity, RNA polymerase II-specific; RNA polymerase II cis-regulatory region sequence-specific DNA binding. Lineage: Eukaryota; Metazoa; Chordata; Aves; Passeriformes; Hirundinidae. Gene Ontology annotation, biological process: regulation of transcription by RNA polymerase II. The record is from RefSeq and is a predicted model, not a curated record.